AUGUUUUUUUGUACGAAACGGAUUGAACAGCCACGAAUUUUUGACGAUUUCUGUAACAUGGACGCAUGGAUAAUCAAGGAGCGAAGUACCGUGGUUUGUAACGGAACUUGUUUCAAGUGGCAACAAAUACUAAAUAAUUCAGGUUCCUAUUCGUAUAUGACACUACGGUCUUGUUACACAACUAUGUUCGAUCUCAAUGACCCACAGACAGUUCAGGAACCUAAUACAGUUUACUGCUCUACAAGAUCGACAAAUCUUGACUGUUUAACCGAUGCAAAUGUUAUCGAGGAUGCUUGCUGGUGUCAUGGUGACUACUGUAAUACAACAGGUCGUUCAGCAUUAUCAGUGUGGAUGAUUAUCGCAAUUUCAGCUCUAAGUUUAGGCCUCAUAUAUUCCUAG
Messenger RNA from Enterobius vermicularis (human pinworm), 399 nucleotides. The record is from the annotation of a GenBank genome assembly. NCBI's taxonomy places the organism in Eukaryota, Metazoa, Nematoda, Chromadorea, Rhabditida, Oxyuridae.